AUGAAAUUUUGCACGACUACCUUCUUUGCUCUACUUGCUGCUUCUCUUAGCACAUCGCAUGCAGAACCAUCAUACACCACCGCCAAUCCUCGCUCUUCUCUUCGCAACUUGAAAAAGGACGAUAACAAGGACAACAAGAAGAAGGACGACAAAGAUGUCGUCAUUAGUCGAGAAUGCGAGCUGGAGAUCGACACCGGAACGGAAGUCGAGUUCAAAUGCAAAAGCAAGGACAAGUCGGACCUGCUCAAGACCACCGACAAAAUCAAGUACAAGUGUUCCUAUGACGAGAAGGGACUCAAGAUCAAGGUCAAAUACGAGCAGGAAGUCAAGUCAGAAACUCCCGACAGUCCAAGUCCAUCUGUCAAUGCCGAGGAUCAGAACGUUACUGUAGCAGGCGCAGGUGGCCGCAGUCUAGCUGAACAGAAACAGACUACAGAAACGGAAUACGAAGUUGUUUUUGACCGUCUCAUUGAAUAUGCCAAGCCAGACGGAGUUAUCCCCGCCUCUGCUACAGCCCAGGCCUACAACUUUGACGAGGACAGUACCGUCAGCUCUAUUGAUCUUACAAAAAUGGCACCCUUCUCCAAAGUCAAAAUGGAACCCAAUGGAGACAUCAAGUUCCAAAUUUCGACGCUCGACAAAGUUGCCACCUUUUUCUUUACCAUUUCCCCUGGUGGAGACGGUGCCGAAGUAACUGCGAACAAAAUGAAGAUCGAUGUUGAUAUCAAGGGGUAUCAAUGGCAACAAAGGGCUUCUAACAUGGCCGUUUUGGCCAAUGUCGAGAGUGGAACCGAGGUUGAUAUUGACUACGAAGACGACCAACAAGUUGUUCAACCUGCUAGUGUGGCUGUCAGGUUUGGUACAAGCACCAUUGACACAACAAUUCUUCGUCCAUUUGGGGAGUUUACUUGGGCUCGUGAUGCAGUGGUUUAUACUGUCAGCAACUCGACCGAUGUCACAGAUGCCCCCAUUUUGGUAUCCUCCGCCCAAGCUGGUGAUGUCACUGCUCCUACGAAUGACACAGCUGUUGGAGUCGCCAGCACUACGAUUCAAGUGGUUGCUACAUCGGCAUCGGAUGGCUCCGACAAUAUGGCCUUUAGCUUUGUAGGUCCUGGCGCUCAAAUGGCCGAAGAAAUCUUUUGGGACCCUGAAGCCGGAAUUGGAUAUGCUCCAUCUGGAGCCUUUGGAUUUGGCCUGACCGGAGUAUGUGGCAUGAUGUUGGCUCUCAUUUUUGGGUCAUUCUAA
Messenger RNA from Cylindrotheca closterium, 1245 nucleotides. The record is from the annotation of a GenBank genome assembly. Lineage: Eukaryota; Bacillariophyta; Bacillariophyceae; Bacillariales; Bacillariaceae.